AUGAAGAAAACUAUUAUCAAAAUGCCUUCGGAGGAAGGGAACACGUCCUCCCACUCGUCCAGCGGGGAUACGAAGCGCAAGGUCAGCAUCAUCACUGAACCGGUCGUCGAGCGAUUAGGCCACGAUAACCUGGCGUUCGAACAGAACAAACGGAAAAUAUCACAGCAAUCGCACCAUUCCGAGGAUGGGCCAGUCCGGAGGAAAAGUAACUUGCACAACAACAACUUCGACACCUCCUCUUUAAACAGCGAUCGCUACAAUGGGGAAGCGGGAGGCCGGGCCAAAAAGCAGUCGUUCUCCGAGGCGCUGGAAAAGAUCGAGCGAGACUUCGACAACUCCCGGCUGGAGCAGUCCUGGAUCUACUCGCUGUGCAUGCGGUGUCGGGUCGAGUACACAACGCCCUCGUGGGAACCCCCCGGCUGGCAGAAGAUCUGCCCCUAUCCGCUGUGCCCGUCCUACCGCCAGUUUGCCCGCAUCCUGUCCAUCAUUCUCAUAGGCGUCCUGCUCUGGGUAACGGCGUACGUUAUCAUCGGCGAUUCGGCCGCACCGGGUGGACAGCUGUUCCAGCUCGUCGUGCUGACGGUGGCCGCCAACUUCGGUGGUUUUCUCAUCUCGCUCACGACGUUACCGCGACUGAUCGGGAUGCUGAUGGUUGGCAUACUGUUUCAGAACGUUGGAUGGGUGAACUUGGACGGCGAUUUCCAGGUCGUAACGGCCGAGCUGCGGAAGCUGGCACUGGUGAUCAUUCUGGUGCGAGCGGGGCUUGAAAUGGACCCGACGGCCUUUAAGAAGAUCUACAAAACCAUCCUGAAGCUCGGCCUCAUCCCGUGGUUCGUCGAGUGCUCGCUGAUCGCGGUGUGCGCCCGGUUCUUCCUCGAGCUGCCGUGGAUGUGGAGUAUCCUGCUCGGUUCCAUCGUCGGAGCGGUAUCGCCAGCCGUCGUCGUGCCCUGUCUGUUUCGGUUGCGCACCAAGGGCUACGGUGUGGUGAAGGGUAUUCCGACGUUGAUCAUCGCCGUCGCCGGUAUUGACGAUGCGGUGUCCGUGGCCGGGUUCGGUAUCAUUUCGAGCAUCAUGUUCAGCACGCAGAGCCUCGGGCUGCAGAUUGCACAGGCCCCCGUGUGCAUCAUCGGUGGGCUAGGGUUCGGGGUCGUUUGGGGUUUCCUGUGCAAGUACGUGCCAGAACCGGGUGAUGCGUACGUGGUGCCGAUCCGUACGCUCAUGCUGUUCGGCGGUGGGCUACUGGCCGUGUUCGGAAGCGAAAAGAUACACUUUGAGGGAGCGGGACCGCUCGGUGUGGUGUUUGCCGCGUUCACCGCCUCGUACUUCUGGUGCGGGCAGGGCUGGGAGCUGGAGGAUAAUCCCGUUUCGACGGCAUUCGAAAUCUUCUGGAUGAUCUUCGAGCCGAUCCUGUUCGGUAUUACCGGUGCAUCGAUUAAGAUUGUCGAAUUGGAUCCCCACAUCGUGUCGAUCGGAGUCGGUAGCAUUUACGUGGUGGCUGUGAUACGAAUCUUGACGACGGUCGCAAUCGCUUUCGGUGACAAACUGAACGUGAAGGAGAAGAUUUUCGUUGCCAUCUCCUGGAUGUCGAAGGCAACGGUACAAGCGGCACUCGGUCCGGUUGCGCUGAAGACGGUCAUGUCGAACGAGAACCGCACGGAGGAAGAGGUCCACUACGCCGAGUUGGUCAAGAUGGUAUGCAUCCUGAGCAUCAUCCUGACGGCACCGCUCGGAGCCAUUCUCAUUUCCGUGACCGGCACGAAGCUUCUGAAGAAAACGAAACAGCAGCUCGAGCCAAUGGAUGGUGAGUUUACGCUAGGCUGGCGAAGAAGCCACCGGCCGUCGCUGCACGACAUCAGUAUCAUCGACGAGGAGGAAGAGCGAGAGGACAUCGAGGGCAUUGCGGAUGAGGAUACGGCCGCCAACACACUCUCCAACGCCCAGCCGGCUGCUGCCUUCACCAUCACGAAGUAGAGAUGAGCGUCACCAGCGUUUCGGAGCUCGUUUCGGUAACGGAUCUUUUGAUAUUUACGCCCGUUUUGCGUGGCAUUGCGUGGAAGACACUCGCUUAACCCAGGUGGACAAACGUACCGAUCAAAAUGAGCUCUUCACCAUCUUACCGUUGUAAGUUAAGGAAAAUGGACCGAACAAAAAGGCCCGGGAGUAAGAUGCCGAUCAGAGAAGGAAUAGUAUCAGGGUUGCUAGGAUACGACGGGUAUGCGAGUGUCGUACUGCUCGUGUUUUGUUUUCUUUGAAAUACCGUAUUUACUGUAAUGUAAUGUAAAAUGCUUAAUUGUUAUGGGCCUGGCACAAUGCCAUCUUUUAAAUGCCCCCAACCAUUCCGAGUCCAACGACAAAAUCAAUCAUAAGGAACAACCUAUUUUACCCAAGGGGAGAAAGAACUAUUUCCCCCAGCCGUUGAUUACCGAAGGAUAGGUUUUGUUCGCAAGCGAUUCAAUAUAUUGGAGCCAUACACUAGGACUAGAAGGGAACCCAUAUCCGCAGCGAAAUGGCGAAUAUGCAAUUAGUAUGUAUCCACCGGAAGCUAGAACGAUGGAGUGUCUUGAGCAGUGUAGUAGUGAUAAAUACAUUCCUAGCGGGGAUGCGCCCCGACGGUGAAAUAGUACUCGCAAGCGCAAGUAGUAGCAAGUAGCACUGUUAAAGCUCAUUAUAACGAUAGAAUAUUAAUAAAAGUUAAUGUACAGUGUUAUUGUACAGCGUAGUAU
This is a messenger RNA of Anopheles coustani, 2723 nucleotides long. It is a transcript of the gene Nha1, whose product is annotated as sodium/hydrogen exchanger 9B2. Gene Ontology annotation, molecular function: antiporter activity. The transcript is spliced from 9 exons. Gene Ontology annotation, biological process: proton transmembrane transport. The record is from RefSeq and is a predicted model, not a curated record. Gene Ontology annotation, cellular component: membrane. The coding region runs from base 1 to 1971 and encodes 656 amino acids. Lineage: Eukaryota; Metazoa; Arthropoda; Insecta; Diptera; Culicidae.